GAAAACACUUACCACUCUUUUGGAGAUAUAUAUUUCCAUAUAUAUUUGUAUAUGACUGUAUAUGAAGAAGAAUAUUCCCAUUUGUUGGUGCUUUUACAAGGCGAGAUCAUGGAGGUACAAUUUUCACGAAGGAGAACACGCUUGAAUUUACAACUUAGGAAACCAGUUUUAAAAGUAUUUUUUGGGCAACGUUAGCCUUCUGUUUGUCCCCGAGGUUCAAGAGGGUCUUGGAAAACUCUAGAAAUGUCUACAAAUUCGUGUGUCAGCACGGUCAAAUAGUCCCGCUAUGAUGAUUAUCUACUAUAGCCUACUGCAGUUGCAGCGUCGAGAAACUGUAGCCUGCUACUGCUGAGCACAUCAUCUUCAAACCCACUACAUAAGCUGCUGUCAUGGCAACCAUGUAUGACUGGCAGAAAACAGACUGCAGACUCUGAGCUCCAGUCAACCUGGACGCUGCAGAGCAUGAACACACUCUCAUGGACAGAUGAAGGGUUGUGAUAUUGAGACACCAGGGCAGCCACAGAUUGUGAGGACCAUGAUGGCGCAUCUGGCAUAUCAACCCCUGCUUCCCACCGGAAACAAAUAUCUGCAGCAGAAAUGGGACAAGGCUUCAUAUGAUUUACAUAGGGAAAAGGUGAAGUCAGCUAAACCAACAAUAAACACCACUCCACCAAAGACCUAUGUUCACCUGGCUGUCAAGCUGAAGAAACAAAAGCUUGAAGAGGAAUGGACAAUGAAGAUUCAGAGGGAAAACAAUAUGCUUAUGGAGAAAAUAGCACACAUCAUGAGGACAACUGGAGAAAUUGACAACAAGAAUUAUUAUGAAAGAAAAAGCCUUGGCAAGGAGAAGCGACAGCUGGAGUUGCUCCGUAUUACCAAGGAGAAUCAAAUGAUCCUGUCCCAUCUGAGCCAGUGCAGGUCUCACUAUAAUCUGAGGAGCUGGCAUGAGGACUGGCUCAAAACUCUCAAGGUGAUGGACAGCAUUGCACGUUACCCACGAGGAAGGACAAAUGAGCAAAAGGGACAAGAAAACUCCAUUAAGAAGCACAAUGAUAUUGAUAAAGAACAAAAGAUCAGUGCUGAUGCAGCCACACACAGCCCUGCAAGCAACAAGGUCAUUGACAAAGCAGAGUCUGAGGAAAAUGAAAACAGUAAAGAAACCAGCAAGAAAGGAAGUACAGGAACAGAAAUACAGCAGGACAUGGUGACAUACCCUGAGUCCAAAUGCACCUGAGGAAUCCAACUCACCAGAUGCACCUAAGAAUCCUGGUUCUUCUGACAUCCUUUAACUUACAGCAGACAAACCCUCUCACACUGCUGAAUCAUUUUCCUCUCCUGAUGGAUCUGAUAUGUCCAGCACCCCUCACACACCUUAAACACCCGAGCAGGAGACUGCAUGUCCUGCAGAGGGAUAAAAUGCCUUGUUCUUUUGGCAAACCCAUUUAUCUGCACAUUAAAGAGACUAUGAUAGUUUCACUAUAAGCUGUUUUAAAAAAGACAAUCUUAUCUACAGAGAAAUGGAUAGAUACUGUAUGGUACUCUAAUAUAGUGCAGGAGAAGUACUUUGUAUAGGCUGUGUAGCCUACCAAGAUAAAUUCAUGGAAUUUUCUGGUUUAGAGAAUUUUCACAAACAAU
Perca flavescens (yellow perch) is the source of this 1635-nucleotide messenger RNA. RefSeq names its product CFAP97 domain containing 2 (gene cfap97d2). The coding region runs from base 485 to 1234 and encodes 249 amino acids. The record is from RefSeq and is a predicted model, not a curated record. Lineage: Eukaryota; Metazoa; Chordata; Actinopteri; Perciformes; Percidae. The transcript is spliced from 8 exons.